This is a messenger RNA of Gigantopelta aegis, 585 nucleotides long. RefSeq lists its product as uncharacterized. Gene Ontology annotation, molecular function: nucleic acid binding. The coding region runs from base 1 to 585 and encodes 194 amino acids. NCBI's taxonomy places the organism in Eukaryota, Metazoa, Mollusca, Gastropoda, Neomphalida, Peltospiridae. The record is from RefSeq and is a predicted model, not a curated record. The transcript has a single exon. Gene Ontology annotation, biological process: DNA integration.
AUGAUAUACCAUGGUUGGCCAGAAUAUAGUAGUGACUCUCCGCCUGAUCUGAAAGAAUACUGGACUUUCAGAGAAGAUGUAAGUGUCGAGAAUGGCUUGGUCUUAAAGGGACACCGUCUAGUAAUUCCAGACAAACUGCGUCCUCAGAUGCUAAAUAUCAUCCAUCAAGGACAUCUUGCGUCUGAGAAAUGCCAGCUGAAGGCUAAAGAUUGCUUCUUCUGGCCUGGUAUCUCAAAAGAUAUUAAAGAGAUGACUGCCUCAUGUAACACAUGCAUACAGUUCUCGAAACAGCAGCCCAGGGAAACCUUGUUUCCACACAACGUGCCAAGCUACCCAUGGCAAAAGGUAGCCUCUGAUCUGUUUGACUACAAAGGAGCACAGUACCUAAUCACAGCUGAUUACUACAGCAAAUUCCCAGUGGUCCGAAAACUACAGACUACUUCAUCAACAUAUAUCAUUCAACAGUUAAAAUCCAUAUUUGCAGAAAAUGGAAUACCGGAAACCUUGGUUUCGGAUAAUGGGUCACAGUAUAUAGCAGUCGUGAGUUCGCUUCAUUCUGUGAAUCAUGGGGAAUCACUCAUGUGA